GUACAAUAGUGGACUCUGUCAACCACGUUCCCGCCUGCGUCAUGGCUUUCUGGGCCCUCAACGCGUCAUCCCAGACUAUAGACUAGUGUGUACGAAGACCUGCCACCUGCCUGCCGCCACAACCGUCAGGCUUGACGACGCCACGAAUCCGGGGCACCGAGCAUGGAAACCAUCUCGAUUGUCAAAUCACCGAGUGCAGAGAACCAUGUCAAGGUCUCCAUCUCCUUGCAGCUACCGACAAGGAUGUUUCCAACUUCCGAACAAACGAACCCCGGCUGUCGCCAAAAGUCUUGCUCCGACAAGCGAUCGAGGUUGACGAUCUCCAUCCUUUGACGUUCAUCAUCACGCCGCUUCAACGAGCAAAAGAGGUACGCUGUUUUCAUGAAUCAAGUUCGCUGAAGAAUGGACCCCUGGCCCUGGCACGAUGAUGUCGUAGUUGUAAGCCUCCUCUACAGAUCGCCUUCCCAGCCAUGUAUUCCCUUCAGUCCUAAGGUUCGCGGAGUUUUGUCUUGGUUACUGCCACCAGCUCCUUCCGACUUCAAUUCCUCGAUAGCCUUUCGAAGCUGUGACUGCUAACAAACAAACCUUCCCCUUCUAUCACCGUCGUUCCUUCCGAGCAGUGUGGUGGCCAUCAUGUCUGAGCCGCAGCAAACACCCACGCCCGAAAAGACUCCCGGCGAGAAAAAGCCCAGCCGCCCAGGGCUUGAUCGAAGCAAUUCCGAUAUCUCCUCGGCCGACGACCAAGGCUACGAGUCACGAUCCAGAUCACAAUCCCGCCGAAGGAGAAGACAGAACCAACGACAACGACAAGGCGGGCAAGCCAAAGCCCAGGCUGGAAAUGCCUCCGCUCAGUCGAUGGCCUCGAUCGACGAGGCCGACGAACCGCAGCAACAGCAACAAGUAGCCCAACGGUCGCAGCAGCAGCGACAGCCACAGCUUAAGAACCCCGACCCGCGCGACAUCACCGAGUCUCAGCCCUUUGAGUAUAUCAAACCCCCUUCUCAGUCUAUGGAUGGACCUGUCACGUACGCUCGCAUGCUGCGUGGUGAGAUCCCAUGGCGAGGCCCACCGCCCUCACAACCACUCGAGACAGCACAGGACAUCGACUCUAAAGAUAGCAGUGGCAAGGACCCCAUGGACCAAGACGGACUGAAGCUGCGGUUGGAAUUGAAUCUAGAUAUUGAAAUCGAACUCAAGGCCCACAUACACGGUGACUUGACGCUGGCACUAUUAAAUUGAUCUUCAGGGCUUGAUUUGGGCCUGCCAAAAGUCAAGUUGCCCAAACUACCAAAACUACCGAAACUACCAAAGCUGCCGAAACCCGGGCUGUGAUGACGGACAAGAACUCAUUAAUGUAUCCUUUUAUUUGUGGUGUGAGCUAGCUAGCACCUUGUUUGAUAUCAAAGCUUCAAUUGAAGUCAGCAGUCUGAACCACGGCGUUGGGAAGAGGCACAUGUCAUGGCUCUGCUUGUAACUCUAAAAAUGUCAUCCCUAGAACAG
Molecule: messenger RNA, 1500 nt
Organism: Exophiala xenobiotica
Lineage: Eukaryota; Fungi; Ascomycota; Eurotiomycetes; Chaetothyriales; Herpotrichiellaceae
Exons: 2
Coding region: 634-1239 (201 amino acids)
Source: RefSeq, a predicted model, not a curated record